Acomys russatus (golden spiny mouse) is the source of this 2156-nucleotide messenger RNA. It is a transcript of the gene Mtmr6, whose product is annotated as myotubularin related protein 6. Gene Ontology annotation, biological process: dephosphorylation. The record is from RefSeq and is a predicted model, not a curated record. Gene Ontology annotation, cellular component: nuclear envelope. The coding region runs from base 145 to 1998 and encodes 617 amino acids. NCBI's taxonomy places the organism in Eukaryota, Metazoa, Chordata, Mammalia, Rodentia, Muridae. Gene Ontology annotation, molecular function: phosphatidylinositol-3,5-bisphosphate phosphatase activity. The transcript is spliced from 14 exons.
AGACGACGCCUGCGCAGUGGCCGCCGCCGGCAGGCUGGCUGACGCUGGCGGGUUGAGGGAGUUCCUGGGGGUGGCUGUCACCGCCCCGUUUUUCUCCCGAUGGUGCUCUCCUGAGGCCAAGCACCCAGCGGGCGUCGCUCCGGGAUGGAGCACAUCCGGACGACCAAGGUUGAACAAGUAAAGUUACUUGACCGGUUUAGUACGAACAACAAGUCACUGACGGGAACACUGUAUCUGACAGCCACACAUCUGCUGUUCAUUGACGCUCAGCAAAAGGAAACCUGGAUACUUCACCACCAUAUUGCCUCCGUGGAGAAGCUGCCUCUGACCACUUCUGGGUGCCCGCUUGUGAUUCAGUGCAAGAACUUCAGGACUGUGCACUUCAUUGUUCCCAGAGAAAGAGACUGCCAUGACAUCUAUAACUCUCUGCUGCAGCUGUCCAGACAAGCAAAAUAUGAAGAUCUCUAUGCAUUCUCUUAUAAUCCCAAGCAAAAUGAUUCCGAGCGACUAAAUGGUUGGCAGCUUAUUGACCUUUCUGAGGAAUAUGAGAGGAUGGGCGUGCCCAAUGCAAACUGGCAGCUGUCUGAUGCCAACCGAGAAUACAAGGUCUGUGAGACUUACCCAAGAGAGCUGUAUGUUCCACGGACAGCCAGCCGGCCAGUGAUCGUGGGCAGUUCCAACUUCCGGAGCAAGGGCAGACUUCCGGUCCUGUCCUACUGCCGGCAGGGCACCGAGGCUGCCAUUUGUCGCUGUAGCCAGCCAUUGUCAGGCUUCAGUGCCAGGUGCCUGGAGGAUGAACAUUUGCUUCAAGCCAUUAGUAAAGCCAACCCAGGAAACCGUUACAUGUAUGUUGUGGAUACCAGGCCCAAGCUCAAUGCAAUGGCUAACAGAGCAGCCGGAAAAGGUUAUGAAAAUGAAGACAACUAUUCUAAUAUUAGAUUUCAGUUUGUCGGAAUAGAAAAUAUUCAUGUCAUGAGAUCCAGCCUUCAGAAGUUACUGGAAGUGAAUGGCAGCAAGGGGCUUUCUGUCAACGAUUUCUACUCUGGAUUGGAGAGCUCAGGGUGGCUUCGCCAUAUCAAGGCUGUUUUGGAUGCGGCAAUCUUCUUAUCCAAAGCAAUAGUGGUUGAAAAUGCAAGCGUGCUGGUACACUGUUCGGACGGGUGGGAUAGGACCUCCCAGGUUUGCUCCCUCGGCUCCCUCUUGUUGGAUUCCUACUACAGAACAAUGAAAGGAUUCAUGGUUUUAAUAGAAAAAGAUUGGAUAUCAUUUGGGCAUAAAUUUUCAGAGAGGUGUGGCCAUUUGGAUGGUGACCCAAAGGAAGUCUCACCGGUGUUUACUCAGUUCUUGGAGUGUGUGUGGCAUCUCACUGAGCAGUUCCCACAAGCCUUUGAGUUCAACGAAGCGUUUCUUCUUCAGAUCCAUGAGCACGUACAUUCAUGCCAAUUCGGGAACUUCCUUGGCAACUGUCAGAAGGAAAGAGAGGAGCUCAAGUUGAAGGAGAAGACCUACUCCCUGUGGCCCUUUCUUUUGGAUGACAAGAAGAAGUACUUAAAUCCUCUCUAUAGUUCCAAAUCUCAGAGAUUGACAGUCUUGGAGCCAAAUACGGUCUCUUUCAAUUUUAAGUUUUGGAGAAACAUGUACCACCAGUUUGACCGGACGCUCCAUCCUCGGCAGUCUGUACUGAACAUAGUUAUGAACCUGAGUGCGCAGAACAAGCAGUUAGAGGAAGACAUUAGAGAUCUAGAGUCUAAAAUUAAACAAUACAAAAAUGGCAUCCUAACGAAGGACUUGCUUCAUGCUGUUCACCCUGAAUCGCCUCCCCUCAAACCCUCCCUGUGUCUGAAAGAGCAGAGUCUGCUUCCGGUGAACGACACACUGCGAGCUAUAGAGGGCAGCAGCCCAGCAGACAAUCGGUACUGUGACUACAGCGAGGAGUUUUCUAAGUCGGAGCCUGCCGUGGUCAGCUUGGACUACGGCGUGGCCAGAAUGACUUGUUAGCCUCCCUCAGCGUCUCCUGGUGACCGUGCUGUAGGGAUGUGUGGUUGUGAGGAUGCGCUGGACACAUGGGCAGGGGGAUUUGUUGACUAACUUCGGGGCUUAGCAGAGGAUGGGUAGUUGAGAAAAGGAUCUUAAUGGCUCUUGAGAGGACGAAGGCA